AGAGCGUUGGAUUCAACUCACUGAUAGCCAAAACUUGAUUUGUUUUCUGUGUAAUUAUUUAGUGAUCCCUGCAAAUUUGAUACAUAAAACGGAGAAUCUGAUAGCUGAGAGAGAGAAAACGCGUAAGGAGUGUGACUGAAAAUCAGAUGGGAAGCAGCAACAGAAGCGGAGAACAAAGAAAGCAAAUGGCAGAACUAAGCAAAAGCCUUAAAGAAGGUGAGAGGAUUCUGGAGCCUACUCGUAGACCUGAUGGUACUCUCCGGAAACCCAUCCGAAUUCGAGCUGGAUAUGUUCCUCAAGAUGAAGUUCUCGUUUAUCAGUCCAAAGGUUCUUUGAUGAAGAAGGAGCUGGCCUCACUAGGACCUCCAGGUUAUGAACCGGAUCCAACUCCUAAACCAAAGACUAAAGCUGCUAAAAAGAACGAACGUAAGAAAGAGAAGAGAUUACAGGCUGCUGCGCAAAAAGGUACCAGCUCUGAGGAUGGAUCAGCUAGUAAUGUAGACAAAGAAGAAGCUGUUUCCACUGUGACCCCAAGCAAUGGAUCCCAACCUGUGAAUCUAUUGGUUUCUACUCUGAAGGCUUUAGAUGUUUCUUCAAAUAAUGAUGUAGCUUCUUCGGACCUUGGAGAAACACCCAAUCCAGGAACUGCAAGAGAAGACACUGAGAAAAGAAUACGUGCACUUAAGAAGAAAAUCCGACUCACAGAAGCUCAACAGCAGAAGACUGAUCCCAAAGACCUUAAGCCGGAGCAAUUGGAGAAGUUCUCUAAGUUGGAGGAAUGGAAGCAAGAACUCAAGGCUUUGGAGGAUAAGGAAGCUUAGCUUUCUGCAGCAUCGACAUGAAUUGUCUAGCUUUCAGACAGGUUGUACCUUUUCUCAAGAAAUUGCUGGAAUCAAUCCAAACUUGUAUGAAUGAACAGGAGGUUAUUCUUAGAGCUUUUGUCAGAAAUCUUGUUAGACUGUCUUGGCACAUUGCCUAAAUUCUGAAAACUGAUGCCACUC
Raphanus sativus (radish) is the source of this 1001-nucleotide messenger RNA. Its product is annotated as partner of Y14 and mago-like. The record is from RefSeq and is a predicted model, not a curated record. Gene Ontology annotation, biological process: exon-exon junction complex disassembly. Gene Ontology annotation, cellular component: exon-exon junction complex; cytoplasm. The transcript has 4 exons. Bases 147 to 821 code for a protein of 224 amino acids. NCBI's taxonomy places the organism in Eukaryota, Viridiplantae, Streptophyta, Magnoliopsida, Brassicales, Brassicaceae. Gene Ontology annotation, molecular function: RNA binding.